UGAAGAGCGCAUUCAGAACUUGCUUAUUUCUUUCCCAUCCUGUUUCUCCAUCUUUCCGUCAGGGUGUACUGAGGCAAGAAGAAAUAAUUGCAGUGUCAGGAAGGUCUUGGUCAACCCGGCAUUGCAACUCCUGUGGCCCCACUGGGUGUGGUCCAGACCCAUCCAUCUUUCCCCCCCAAACUCCAAGUCUUUUAGUAAAAAGAUGAAGGAUGAGAAGGAAAAGUGGAAUCACACGAGUAAGUUAGGCUAGCACGGGAAGGACUGCUCCCACGUGCCUGGAAUGAAUCAUGCAGUCUCCCAGCCUGUAAGCAGAGCCCCGGCCAGAAAGGCACCGUACUGACGAUCAGUCCUGGCACAACAGGGCUGACUGAUUUGUAGCUCUUCCGCCCUGGUCUGAAGCAAGUCAGCCAGUAAGAGGACAUGGAUUCGUGCAGAGAAGCCUCCUAUCGUGAGGACUAGCCUUGGGCACCCGAGGAUGGGAUGGUAGAAGGCUUCAGGGUUCCUGGCUAGGGAAAUAGCUGCUGUGAGUAUUGGCUUUGGGCUGGGGAGACUCUCGGGCCUGGAGAAAAGCACUGGAAUAAAAUACUUUUAUUCUAAGUAGGGAGGUAGAGUGUUAAGUCCUGAAUUGGGUUCCAGUGCAGAAGGUUCUCCGGAUCUCUGCCCUUCUUGAACCCUGUCCUAGUGUGAUUACCAUUCAGUAAUCUGUUUCCACCUCCCACUUCUCAGAUAGUUCAUUGGUUUGCAAACAGGAACAGAAAUUUUGGAGAAAGUAGAACUUCGAAGAGGCCAUUGAGGAGCACAAAAACAUGGUUAAAGAGGAUCCUGGCUCAGCUCCGGCGCCAUCCACUGUGGUUUACAUCAACAGUGACACUAUCCAGCCGGAUUAUGUCGCCUGGUCCACAUUCAGCACAAUUUUCCUGAACAGCUGCUGCCUGGGUUUCAUUGCCUAUGUCUACUCUGUGAAGUCCAGGGACAGGAAGAUGGUGGGCGACAUGAAUGGGGCCCAAACCUACGCUUCAACUGCCAAGAAACUGAACAUCAUUGCUGUGGUCAUCUCUGUCGUCUGCUUCAUCAUACUUAUCAUUUUAUACAGUGCAGGGAUAGCAAGCCUAUCCUAUAGCCGAUAUAAUUAGAACCUACUAGAUAGGUACUAACUAGUUAGUUAACUAAUUAUUAAUUAACUAAACUAGUACCUAAUUUAGUUCCUUUAGUACCUAUUAGAUAUAAGAGUAGGACUCCAUGAAGUAUGUGUUCUUGAUAUCAGAGUCAAUGGUCUAAAUUUUCCCAUGCACUGUCUUCGUGAAGAAAGUGUGCAUGUACACCCCCUUCAUAGAUGCCCCUUAUCCUGGUCAGAGGCCUUGACCUGUCAGUUUACCUUCCCACAUCUGUUUGUUCUCAGUGGAUUCAAUAAAGUGCAUGUAGUAGCC
Messenger RNA from Rattus rattus (black rat), 1427 nucleotides. RefSeq names its product interferon-induced transmembrane protein 2-like. Lineage: Eukaryota; Metazoa; Chordata; Mammalia; Rodentia; Muridae. The transcript is spliced from 3 exons. The coding region runs from base 807 to 1133 and encodes 108 amino acids. Gene Ontology annotation, biological process: response to interferon-beta; response to type II interferon; type I interferon-mediated signaling pathway. Gene Ontology annotation, cellular component: plasma membrane. The record is from RefSeq and is a predicted model, not a curated record.